UAUGUCUGUAUACUUUUAUAUUCCAAAUCUAAUUGGAUAUGCAAGAGUUAUAUGUGCUCUUGUCUUUUGUUAUACAGGAAGCUUUAAUCCAAUUAUCUCUGCUAUUGUCUACUCAGUGAGUUAAUUAGGAGAUCUUUUUGAUGGAAUGGCUGCCAGAAAAUUCAAUUAAUGUAGUGUUUUCGGAAGUGUCUUAGAUAUGGUAAUUAAUAUAAUUAAUAUCUAUAGGUAACUGAUAGAUUCUCCAAUGCUUGUUUAUUGGCAGUACUCUAUAAAUUAUAUCCAACUAUUGGAUUUUUGUUUUUGUGGGCAUUAGCUUUGGAUUUAUGUAGUCAUUGGUAUUAGAUGUACUCUACUUUAUAUUGCAAUGAAAAACAUCACAAAACAGCAGUCUCUAAAUAUAAAAUACUAGAGAUAUAUUACAAAGUUCCAUAUAUGUUAUUUAUCAUGGUUUUAUUGAGUGAAGUAAUUAUAAUUCAUAUUUAUAAUUAUAGACAGCAAUGGUUACUUUAUAUCUGAAUGUAUUUAUUGAUUGGUUUGUAAUUUAAAUACUAAUGUACGUUUCAGUUCCAUUUUUAUGUUUAAAACAUGUAAGAUAUUUUAUCAUUAUUAAUUAGUAUAUUAAUUUUAUUCAAUUGAUUAGUGCAUCAGAUAAAAUUAUUGAAAAAGAAUAGAACAAAUUUUGA
Messenger RNA from Paramecium pentaurelia, 683 nucleotides. The record is from the annotation of a GenBank genome assembly. NCBI's taxonomy places the organism in Eukaryota, Ciliophora, Oligohymenophorea, Peniculida, Parameciidae.